AUGAGCCCUCAGCAAGUGGAUGGUUUGGCAUCGAGCCUUCGCAGCCAGAUACCUGCUACUUAUUCCGCUAUUUCUGUUGGAGAUUACAAGCCUAUUCCCGAGGAAACUCGGCAGAUUUUGAGCGAAUUUGGCUUACCAUGUGACUUUCUGGACUCUGAAUCUGAGUCGGAUCUAAGUGAUGUGCCGAGUGACGAUGACAUUUUGGAUCCUGCUGCUUCUUUGCGCGGCGUGAUGCAACCGCCUGUCCAAGGAGGGAUAUCCGGGAGACCUGCGGAGGAUAUCCCUAGGACUCCGGUGAAGGGCGCAUUAUCUGCAGACCCUGAAGUUCCGUUCGUUAUGACACUUCGUCCUCGGCCUCCUAAAGUGUCUCCUUACUUCCCGAAGCCGCUCAUCGAUCCCGAUUCCUGUCUGCCUUUCCCCUCAAUCGACGCACCCACAUUCGGUUUGGUGCAAGAGCAACUCGCCCACGAUCCAUUCCGCCUGCUUAUCGCGACGAUCUUUCUAAAUCGAACUCGCGGAGGCGUUGCUUUGCCUGUUCUCUUCCGGGUUUUUGACCAUUUCCCGACAGUCCACGACAUGAGUACGGUUGAUUUCUCGAAGUUGGUUUCUAUGAUACAUUCUUUGGGAUUUCAGAACGAGCGAGCGAAAAAAUGCAUCGAUCUUGCCAAGACAUGGCUUGCUCGUCCACCUACGAAGGGCAGUCGAUACCGCAGACUGCAUUACCCACGCAAGAUGGAUGGGAAAGACGUCGGCCGCGAAGAAUGCAUCGGGGACGACGACACGCGUAUAGCAUGGGAGAUCGCACAUCUGCCUGGUGUGGGCCCGUACUCGUUGGAUAGCUGGCGCAUCUUCUGCCGAGAUGAGCUGCGGGGACUAGCGAAGGACUGGAAAGGCAAUGGCACCGCAUCAGCAGAUUUCGUCCCGGAAUGGAAAUCGGUCUUACCACAGGACAAGGAGCUACGGGCAUAUUUGACGUGGAUGUGGCUCAAGGAAGGCUGGAUUUGGGAUCGGCACACGGGCGAGCGCAAACGAGCCAGCGAGAAGAUGAUGCGAGCUGCACGCCGUGGAGGUGUGGCUCAGGAACAGGUCGGCAAUUUCGUUUUGGAGAUGUCGCCAGUGAAGAAGGUCGCGAAUGGUCUGACAGCAUGGAGUUGA
Aspergillus pseudoviridinutans is the source of this 1155-nucleotide messenger RNA. RefSeq lists its product as uncharacterized. The transcript has a single exon. The record is from RefSeq and is a predicted model, not a curated record. Gene Ontology annotation, biological process: base-excision repair. Gene Ontology annotation, cellular component: nucleus. Lineage: Eukaryota; Fungi; Ascomycota; Eurotiomycetes; Eurotiales; Aspergillaceae. The coding region runs from base 1 to 1155 and encodes 384 amino acids. Gene Ontology annotation, molecular function: catalytic activity; DNA binding.